This is a messenger RNA of Vitrella brassicaformis, 3865 nucleotides long. The record is from the annotation of a GenBank genome assembly. Lineage: Eukaryota; Vitrellaceae.
CCCGAGACUGCGGGCUGAUUUUGGCCUCCGCAAGGAGCUGGGGAAGGCCCUAUCCCAUUAAGGCAGCACAGGAGAAAGGAGAUCUGAGUUGCCGGGCGCCAAUUAUCCCCUUUUUUCAUCCUGGUGUUUGUCCGGUGAGCCUGACCGAUGUCGCGCGUGUCUGGUGCCGGGGGCGGCGCUGACCAGCCCGAAUGGAUGAGACUCGCACGUAGGCAGGAGGAGGGCCGGGAGGGAGGGAGGGAGGGACGGAGGGAGGGAGGGGGUGGUGACGUGAAUUCUGGUUUAUCUUUCUUCGUGUGUGGCCCAGAGGGCGUUGGCUCUGAGUACAUCAACGUUCCCAUACCAGGUGAAGCAAAGACGAGGGAGCCAUAGAGAGGAUGAGACGCCGUCAUCACAUUCAGGGACCAAAGAUCUCUCUUCAUGUGUGUGUGGUGUGUCUCAGGCCGUGUAGUUCACCGCAGCCGCUCACAGCCUCGAGAGGAGCCGGUGGGGCAGGGCCGAGCCAACGUGCCGCAGGAUCGCAGCGACAGCGCAGGAACUGCCCCACCCAGGGUGAUGAGGGAGGCAAAACCAGUAGAGCUGGAUACGGGCGCUGUGAAGCGGCUCGCAAACGAGGGCGUCAUCGUGGUCAGUACAGCCGAGGGAGGGAGACACGUGUCUCGCCUUCCACACGACCCCGCCUUGAUGUCUGUCUGUCUGUCUGUCUGUCUGUCGAUUGUCAGCAAUUGUGGCUGGAAGAGGAGCAGGUCUUCCACCGGUGCAAGCUGAACGUGUCCAGGGACUUCGACUUCAUCCUGUUCUCCGCAACCAAGGAAGGCGACCCUCUGCAGACCCCCAUAGAGCUGUCCACCGACAGGAUCCAGAUGGUUUACUACGGCGACAAAGCCCCCGGCCAUGUCGACGGCCGCGUAAACCUCACCCUCAUGCCGCCCCAUGCGAAGCCCAUCUUUAUCAAAAUCCGGGAGGGUGACGGCGCCCCCCUGUCAUUGUGGUUCAUGUACCUGACUCGGGCCGAACCGCAUGAAGUGCGCAAGACAGCCGAUGGAGUCAUGCACGCUGUGCUGAAGACUGCGGAAAUGGGCGGGCGCAUCACCGGGCCCAUGUUGGAAGAAUACGUGCGGUGAGCAAGGAGCUCGCUUUGGGCGAGUGACUCGGGAGCGUGCUCUGCUCUGUGUGUCUCCUUCUUCCUGUGCUGCAGCAACCGUCCUUUGCGCGAUUCGCUGCGCCCCGGGCCAGUGGAUCACCUGGAGCCGCCCGCCACGCCCGGAAGCCUCAGAAUCGUCAACCUGCAAGAAGUCAGCCGGCCAUCAAUAAGACACAUACAUCUGCAGAUGCGCAUGAUGUGAUGUCCUCGCUGGUAUACCAGAUAGUGGCAUUGUUCUCGGGGGGUCGGGGUGGUACCGAGGCAUCCCUCGGUGCCCCCGUCCUUCAGUUUGAGUUGACGCCCCCAGCUGGGGCGCCCACCGCGACGCCCGGGCCGCUCCUGCUGGACAUACCGCUGCGCAGCCUGCGGGACGUACCCAGGCCGCCGCAGAUCGAAGCCAUUGUCAGUCCAUCCACAGCCUGGAAAUUCGUGGAUGUGUCACACGCACACACGACCCUAUUUGUUCCCUGUGCGUGUGUGUGCAGGUACGUGACUUCAUGGUGAAGCACUUGCCGUCUCUCAUGGUGCUUUCCGACAACACCAUCACGGUGUCGCGAGUGAACGACGCGAUCGACGCAUACCUGAUGGCGGCUCACUACGAGAGUGUCGCUGUCGCCCUCAGUGUACUGUGAUCGAUUCAUCAAGGCUCUACUCUCUCUUCCUCCCUCCCUCAGGCCGCGUUGAACAACAUAAGCGAUGACGAUGAGGUGCUGGUCAGAGAGUUCCAUGGCAGGGACACCACACAGCUGGAGUAAGACGUCACGACACCCCCACCCUCUUUCCACCUGAACAAAGAUCCUGUCCUGUGCUGUGCUGUGCUGUGCUGUGUGUAUCGUCCAGCGAGUUUCAGAACCAGCUUCACAGCCUGUACAGCCACCUGGAAGGCAGCAUCCACCCUUUGAACGAACCCAGUAGCCGUCACCGGGUCAUGUACAUGGUGCGUCAAGUGCCCACCCCACCAGCCGACAGACAGACUGACUGACAGACAUCAGACGCCUUCACCAUACCUGCCUGACAUGGCUGGCUCCGUCUCCUUGUUGUCAGAUUCAGACGUUCAAGGAAGAGUUGGAGCUCGAGCUGCACAUGCGCCAGCAGCGGGAUCGCGAGCGGUGAGCCGAGCUGAACUGAAGUGGAAAGCAUCGACGCCACAUCUAUCUUUUCACUGACGCCCCCACCCAUUGAUUACAUGCAUAUUCCCCAAUAGUGCGUCGGCUGGGACCACCCGCGCACCGGCAGAUGAGGAAGAGGAGGCGGUGCAUCGCCAUGAGCGUGAGCUGGAGGCGCAGGAGCCUCCGGCGGACAGACGGGUCGGUCGGCUGCAUACGAUGGAGGGUACGACGCCAGACAGACAAGAAUGGGUGUGGCCAAUGUAACUGCUUGAGAUGGGGUGGUGGGGUGGAUGGUCUUGGUCUUGUUUGCAGAACACACCCGCCAGACCACGCCGCCCCGUGCGCGAGGUAUCAACUCUGUGCAUCCGUCAGAUCUAUCUCUCUCUUGGUGUGUCGGUCAAUGGGCCAAAUAUGAUAUGAUAUGCAGGUUUUGACGAUACACAGGUGUUGCGGCCCCGCGUGUCUCCCGAUCAACAGCCGUACACAGUGCAGAAAGGUCAGCCAGCCAGGCAGGCCAGAGAGAAACAGACAGACAGGAGAGGAGACACCACAACAACAUCUCUCUGCUUUUGUGCACCUACCUACAGAGUUUGGCCCGCCCAUGCCCAACCGCGACACGACCACGACCAACUUCACCCAGCUGCCCCGGGACGCCACCCCGCAGCAGCAGUACGUCCCCGACUUCAGUUUCGGCCCAGCUGCAGCGGCGCACGCCACCAUGGCUCCCGCCAUGGCCGUCGGCCGCCCGCCUCCCGGCCCAUCACGCUACCCUCAACUCCACCCUGUCGGCCAGCGGGGCGCACCCACCAUCCCGCCAGGCGGCGAGAAACUCAAGCAAGGGGUGGACGGCCGCGGGGAUGGGCGUGAGGGGGACCGUGGGGCAAUGGGGCGUCGCCAGCACGCCUACCAUGGCCCGGGAGACGAGGAUGAGGAGGUGGGGUCGCCUCACGACUGGCGGCAGCGGUCGGGCGGCCUGUUGACGCCGAGCGAUGAGCGGCAGCCACUAAGGGGCCGGUCGCGCCGUGUGUCGCCCACGACGUCGCGUGGGCGUCCCGAGGCGCAGUUGUCACGUCGCCAGCAGCCGGCGGCCAAGAAGCGGCCGCAAGAGCAGGAGCAGGAGCCACCUGGUAUCUGCGAGAGGCUGUUCGGCAGCCGCAACUGUGCGUGGUGUGCACAGCGAUGCCCACUCAUGUGAAGGGGGACAGAGACAGAGAGAAAGGGACACGGUUGACUGACUGACUGGCUGGUUGGCUAGCUGGCUGGAUUAUUGAGUGCCUGCGUGGAUGGAUGGUAGUGACUGGAUGAGUAGGAAGAGUGCGCUCGUCUUUUUCUUUUGUGCGGUCUGUCUGUCUGUCUGUCUGUCUGUCCGGCAUAGGGUGGACUGAGUCGCUUGGAGAGAAUGAUGAUUAUGGAAGGAUGGAUGGAGUGAGUGGAAUGGGAAGGAACACAAACUGAUUGAGACAGGGAACUGAUCGGUCAACUAGCGGAUUGGAACGUUCCCUCCAUAUCACGUAUGUAUCAUCUGAUACGUCUGUUCUGUUCGUUGGUCGGUCUAUACACACACACACACACACACGUGUGCAGACUGGCGCAGGCAGGCCGGGCUCGCCCC